GGCUUGUGGUUAGCUGUGUGUUUCUUGAGUGAGAAGCAGGAAAACAUCUUCAACUCAACAGCAUCUGCAGAGCUUCCUCAAGGUCUGCACCAGAACACCGAAUCAAACGCACCCCGAGAGACCUGAGAGGGGGGGGGGAGACCCAGAUCUCAGGGGGUCAACACGUGGUCUGAGGACGUGUGAGGGGACACCGGGAGAUCAACAGAAUCGCAAAUCUAAAAGAAACCGUGUGAAGCCUUGAGCAGCUAUUUUGAACAUCGACAUAUUGGUUUUCCAUAACCAGAAGAAAUGUUUAGGCAACAUAAGAAACCAACAACACUGUGGUACCGACCUGUCAAUCACAAGUGAGCUGAAAUAUCCAACCUGAGCUCUGGGUGUUUCCCGGCUGCAGACUAUGGCGCCUCCUGCCUCCAACUCCACUGAUGGAGGAGCCCUGAAUGGGGGGCGAUGCAUCGUGAACGACCAGAUGGGACCCUUCACCGUCCUCUACACCUUCGUCUUCAUCAUCAGCGUGCCUGGAAACCUGCUGUCUGUGUGGACCUUCAUCCGCAGCCGCAGAGCAAAGCAGCGGUCUCUGAGUGUGUACCUGCUGAACCUGCUGCUGUCCGACCUGCUGCUGCUGCUCGCCCUCCCUUUUAAGAUCCUGAAGGACGGGGGGGCAGCGCCGUGGAGCCUCAUGGUGUUCCACUGCCAGGCCAGCGCCGUCACCAUCUACAUCAGCCUGUACGCCUCCAUCGCCUUCCUCGCCUUCAUCAUUGUUGACUGCUACCUGCAGGACUGCACCUCCCUGCGCUCCAUGCGGUUGCAGGAGGUGGGCUUCUCCUGGCUGCUGUCUCUAGUGGUCUGGCUGCUACUGCUGCUCAUCAUGGUGCCCAACAUGGCUCUGCCCAUUCACCCAGUCCAGGAGCAGCACUACCUCAGCUGUUCGUCUCUGAAGAAGGACAUCGGCCUCCACUGGCACGCCAUGACCGUCAUCCUCUGCUCGGCGCUGUUCCUGAACGCCUCGAUCGCCGUGCUGCUCUCCAGCGGCCUGGCUCUCCGGAAGCUCCUGGGUAGCCGGCGAGAACCCCAGCUCUGGGCCGACUCCCGGCGAGCGGCGGGCAGCGUGGCGGCCGUGGCCUUGGCGUACAUGGUCAGCUUUGUGCCGUACCACGUGGUGCGCGCGCCGUACACGCUGACCCAGACCAGGGUGAUCACGGACUGCGGCACCAGGAGGCAGCUGUUCCUGGGAAAAGAGGCCACGCUGCUGCUGAGCGUCCUGCACCUCUGCUUCGACCCCCUCAUCUUCUUCUACCUCCACAAGCCUUUCAGAGAGGCACUGUGCAACACGCUGCCCUCCUGCAGGGGGCGGGGCACCGGCGAGGAAGAGGAAGAGGCUGAUGGAGGAAAGGGAAAGGAUGCAGAGGAAGAGGGCCAUCAAUCCACUUUGUAAAGCGCUGACUCAGGGGUGGUUGAACCAAAACUGGCUGCAGUUUUUAUAUUUCUGUACUGUAUUUAACUCACCAACAGCAAAUGAUUUAAAGGUCCCCUAUCAUCCUCUUUCUCAACAGCACAUCCAGAGCAGGUCUCUGAUUGGCUGAAACACCAAACGAUCAUUGUCCCAUAACCCCGUCUGUUUCAGCCCUGUUCCUAAAGUGCUGAUUCUGUGUCCGUAGCUUUAAAUGCUAAUGAGCUGCUGCUGGCCACGCCCCUCUGAGAGGUGAUUGGUUUAAAGAAACCCAAUGGUGCUCCAGGUGAUAAGGGGGGGGGGGGUUACCUUGGUUGGUUAUUGGCUAUUGACCACCCAAAGAAACAUAGUGACAUCACAAAGUGACCAAAAUGUGGUCGCUGAUUUUUAUAGAGAUGGAUCAGGACAGAAAGAGAGGGGGGGUCUUUGUUCCUGAAACUCUCAGAGCCUCUGCGGGGACACAUGUUGAUAUAGAACAGACAUAAAGAAGUGGAUUUAGCAGAAUAGGCCCUACUGUACUGUAAAAUACCAUUUACUGAACAGGAUCUUCAAUCUACUUUGAUUUGACUUCAAACAUGUCCCUUUUUAUUAUAUAUUACAUAACAUUUCUGUGCCUAAAACUGCUGAAAUGAACCCGCAAAGGAGUCUCUGUAAAGCACUCACAAAUACUAGAAAAUGAAUAGCUACGAUAGUUUAAAAGGCUUAUGCACCGAAUAACUUUCAGAUUCCUCUGAAUGUAUAUAAAGAGGGUCUGCAUUUCGGUGUAGGACUCACUCACACAGAAAUGCUGUUUUUUAUUCACCGACAACUGACUUAAAAAGGAAAGUAAGCAGGGAAUAAUAAAAGGAGCUCAGUGUGCAUGUGUUCUCCAGCAGGGAGCAGCAGGAUCAUGUUUUAAAAUAUUAACAAAUUACAAUCUUUUUUUAACUAAAUUGAUUAUAAAUUAAGUUUAUUGUACAUUUCUAUAAUAUUAUCAGGAAUAAAUAGAUAUGUAAUGACAGCUUCUAGGAGGCAAUACAAAUUACAUUCUGAUUCCUCUACUACAGUUUCUAUUUACAGUUUCUGAUUUUCAUUUUUAUAUAGUUGUAUUUUUUAACGAUUACCAAAUAUAAGUAAAACAUCUUUAAACAAAA
This is a messenger RNA of Eleginops maclovinus (Patagonian blennie), 2580 nucleotides long. RefSeq names its product G protein-coupled receptor 171 (gene gpr171). Gene Ontology annotation, cellular component: membrane. NCBI's taxonomy places the organism in Eukaryota, Metazoa, Chordata, Actinopteri, Perciformes, Eleginopidae. The transcript has 6 exons. Gene Ontology annotation, biological process: G protein-coupled receptor signaling pathway. Gene Ontology annotation, molecular function: G protein-coupled purinergic nucleotide receptor activity. Bases 395 to 1432 code for a protein of 345 amino acids. The record is from RefSeq and is a predicted model, not a curated record.